Molecule: messenger RNA, 1557 nt
Organism: Thecamonas trahens ATCC 50062
Lineage: Eukaryota; Apusomonadida; Apusomonadidae
Exons: 2
Coding region: 164-1522 (452 amino acids)
Source: RefSeq, a predicted model, not a curated record
GGCCACCGACGCACGAGAGGCGAGCAAGGGCUCGCUGCUGACUCGCUCGUCGUCAGGCGUACGUGAUGGGCCAAGCAAGUCAGAGGCGAGCUCAAGCAGCGUGUCGUUGUCGCGCAAACGGGCGAGGGCCGAGCCACCGAGCCCGGCGGCGGCGGCGGCGGCGAUGGCGGUCGUGCUUCAGCCGUCUGGCGAUGAGCCCAAACCGAACCCAGCGAAGAAGGCGCGACUGCUGUCGUCGGCGCACACUAAGUCGCGUGUCGAGUCGCCGCUCGAGCUGGUGUUCACCGCAGGCGGCGGCGAGGAGGACGAGGACGCCGAUGCCGAGUCUGCAGCCGCUGCUGCGGUAGCCGCUGCGGCAGCUGGUACCGGGGUGGGCGGAGUGGGCGGAUCGUCGCCGUCGCCAUCGCCGCCGCCGCAGCGUGUGGCCCAGCGCGAGAGUGCAGGUGCGGGAGCGGGCCGCAAGCCGACGGCGCGGAUCACACCGCGGGCCGCGAUGCUGCGGGCGGCGGCAGCAGCACGGUCGGGCAAAGGAGGCGCUGCGCGACGGGUUGGUGGGCGCAAGGUGCCACCGCGGCGCAAGUUUGUGGCCGACGAGCUCAACGAGCUGGCCAAGGUGUUCAAGGAAAUGGAGGCGUCGCUAAUGGCGAUGAAGCUACAGCGGCGUGGCGCGUCACGGUUUGAGCUUGGAGCUGUGGGCAUGGUUUCGAUUUCGUUGAGCGUGGCGCGAUUUACCAAGAUUGUGGCGCUGGUGCCGGACAUGUACGGCUCGAUCGUGCGGGGUGAGACGACGAAGAGCAAUGUGUCCGGCAUCUCAUUUGCGCUUGCCGGACCCAGCGCUGGGCCAGUCCGGCGCGCCAAGUUUGAAGCUGUACUGAUGCAGCUGGACAAGGCCGUGGCGCUCGGCGGGCGUGACGUGUACCCGGGCGGAGUGGCGUCGAUGAUCGAGGCCCGGGUCGAUGCGCUCCCGCACGCAGUCAAGAGCGUGCUCAGGGUCGGUGCGGCACCGGCAUCGCAGAAGAACUCGCUCUCGCUGGCGACCACGCCGCAAUCUCCGUUCUCGGUCCAUUCUCGGGUCGCGUCACGCAUCGGCGGCGGCAGCAGGUCUGUUGCGGCGGCGUCUGGCAAGGCGAGCAAAGAGGCGGCGAGGAGUACAUCCGCAGUGACGGGCGAGGCGUCGCUGGCGGCACGAAUUGCGGCGCGCGAGAAGGCCAACCUGCAGGCGGCACAGGCGGCGACCAAGGAGAGCAUGUUCUCGAUCCGGCGGCUGCGACAGUGCGCCCAGUUCCUGGUGGUCAAGUUUGCGGCCAAGUCGGCGCUGCCGCUCCGCGGCAUUGUCGACGCCGGGAUUUUCACUUUUCGGAACCAGUACGCGGUGAGGUACGAGACGUCAUCAUUUGCACGACUGCUCAAUGAGCUCACUACCGCGUUGCCUCCCGGUGCGCUGAGCGUCGAGAGCGUGUCCGGCAUCCGCUAUCUACGGGUGGAUGACAAAUCAGCGUUGCGCGCGUUUGGCAGAUUGUGAGCGCAUGUGUUCAAUAAUUGAAUUACGCCAAAAAA